AUGGCUCCAACCCACAAGAUCGCUGUGAUCCAGUUGCACCCCAAGCCUCUUCAUGUCGAACAAAACUUCCAGAAAGCCGCCAAUUUUAUCAGAUCAGCUGCCCAACAAGGUGCCGAGUUGGCAGUCCUACCAGAAUACCAUCUCACCAACUGGCUACCUCACGAUCCCAACUUCAAAGCAUCAUGUGCAAGCUGGAAAGAGUAUCUCGAAAAGUACCAGGCCCUGGCUAGAGAGUGCAACAUCUGUAUCGUCCCUGGAACCAUAGUAGAGCUGCACACCGACGCAGAGCAUGACAGUACUGGCAUUCUUACCGAAGACGAUGAAAACAGUGAACGUCUUCUCAAUGUUGCCUACUUCAUCUCUUCCACUGGUGAGAUUCUUGGAAAAUACGUCAAGAAGAAUCUCUGGGGCGACAUUGAACGUUUGCACCUCACGAGCUCGUCGCGUGACCCUCAUCCAGUUUUCGAUACUCCUUUUGGAAAAGUUGGUAUGCUGGUCUGUUGGGAUCUUGCCUUCCCAGAAGCUUUCCGCGAGAUGAUUGCUCAAGGAGCGAAGCUCUUCAUCAUCCCGACCUUCUGGACUCUAAACGACUGCUCUCCUGCCGGCUUGGCCAGAAACCCAACUGCCGAGGCAACAUUCUUGGACGCCAUGCUCACAGCUCGCUGCUUCGAAAACACUUGUGCUAUUGUGUUCGCAAACGCUGGAGGCCCACCAGGAAAAGGCUAUGCUGGCUUGUCACAAGUGUGCGCGCCUUAUGUUGGACCCAUUGUUCGUCUUGGAAGCUCUGCUGAGGGUAUGGCUGUUGUCGACCUGGAUAUGCAGAUUGUCGAGGACGCAGAGGAGAACUAUCAAGUCAGAGCUGAUCUGGCAAGGGGUGACUGGCAUUAUGAUUAUCGUCACACCAAGGACAAUGAAUCCAAGCUCUGA
Messenger RNA from Aureobasidium namibiae CBS 147.97, 927 nucleotides. Its product is annotated as carbon-nitrogen hydrolase. NCBI's taxonomy places the organism in Eukaryota, Fungi, Ascomycota, Dothideomycetes, Dothideales, Saccotheciaceae. The coding region runs from base 1 to 927 and encodes 308 amino acids. Gene Ontology annotation, molecular function: hydrolase activity, acting on carbon-nitrogen (but not peptide) bonds, in linear amides. The transcript has 2 exons. The record is from RefSeq and is a predicted model, not a curated record.